Molecule: messenger RNA, 2149 nt
Organism: Strongylocentrotus purpuratus (purple sea urchin)
Lineage: Eukaryota; Metazoa; Echinodermata; Echinoidea; Camarodonta; Strongylocentrotidae
Product: primary mesenchyme specific protein MSP130-related-1
Source: RefSeq, marked provisional
GCAUCCAUCAACGCCACAACAACGCCUUCGAGGCUUCAUCACAUUUUCUACUUUUAAGGUACCAUUUAGCAUCAGUAGGAAGCAACAAAGCGCAUCCAAUAUGGCGGUAAAAUUACUUUUAAUAGGCCUUUUUGUGGCCGCCUGUAUUCAGGUUUCUUUGUCGUCGCUUUCAAUGACGGCCGUUUCGAGCAUGACGCUUCCUUGGAACAUCGUACCAAGAGGAGGAGGUAGGACGGAACCCCAAUAUGGUCUAAACAGAGGUGCGGCCGAGAAGACUGCACUCGACGUAGAUAACAUGGUCGCCUACACGGGAGGGCAUAACCUCUUGCAUGUUAUCAACUUCACCGACGUCGUAAGACCCAGGAUCGUGAGGUCGUUACGCGUUCUAGACCCUAUCAUAGACAUCGCAGAAUGUGGCAACCUGGUAGCCUUCACGAGUCGACCUAGGCGAAGUCGCACUGAUCCAGGCAUGGUACACAUCUACCAGAAGUACCCGGUCUUCGGCAGCCUGUGUAACUUAACAGUUGGAAGCAACCCUAAGAGUCUGAAAUUCGACUACAAGUGCGACACCAUCAUCAUCGCCAACGAGGGACCAGCAGCAGAGAACGUUGAGCAGGAGGUCUUUGUGAACCCAGAAGGCACCGUCAGUGUGGUACGCAUUAACAACACAUUCGUCAACCCUGCCUUGUCCAUGUGUCAACCUAUGCCGUACGGAUCGGACGUCAGGCACAUUGACUUCCGACUCUUCAACGAUCCUGCACUAGCACCUCUGAUGGAACAGCAGUUUAUCCGCAACCCAUACAAAGGUCAGAUGGAUGGAGAGCAACAUACAUUCUCUAUGAACGUUGAACCUGAAUAUGUCACGCUUGAUCCAUGGCAACCAACAGCUUGGGUCACCCUUCAGGAAAAUAAUGCUAUUGCCGAGGUAUGGUACGAAAACAUGACUGCCAUCAUUCAUCCUCUAGGACUCAAGAACUGGACCAAUUAUGGCAUCGAUGCCAGCACUAUGGACGCUAAGACAAGACAAAAUGAACCAAGGCGAGGAAUCAAGUUUAAUCGUUAUCCGAUCGAAAGCUUACUUCAAGCAGAUGCCGUUGAAAUGAUGGAUAUUAACGGUGAGGUGUUCCUAAUCACAGCCAAUGAGGGCGCCCCAUUAAAUUACGUAUGCCAAAGUUGCGAGGUGGAAACUGAAUACACGGAGAUGGAAGAGGCGGCAGAACUAGCCGGAGAUUAUUUAAUUUCUGAACGUGUAGCUCCCGAAGUAAGAAGAGCGAUGACUGAUCCAGCCCGACUCGGUCAGCUGCGUAUCAGUUUAGUCGAUGGUCUCCAGGAACAAGGAUCAGAGAUGAUUGACAGACCAGUCUUCUUCGGUGGGCGUGGUAUCUCGAUGUUCAAAGUAAACCCCUAUGGGUUGGACUUGGUGUGGGACAGUGGCGAUUCAAUCUCCAAGGGGGUGCAAGACUUACACCCCAACGCUUUCAACCAUCCACCCUUCGGAAACCAAGAGGUCAUGGAGCAAUUAGUUAUCCCUAGUAACCUCAUUAACAGACGAUGGGAUAGUUGGUCUCCCUUCAUGGGACCCGAAUGCCAGUCGCUUGCAAUUGGUCAAUACAACAUGACCCACAAGGUGAUCAUCGUCGGCAUCAAAGGUGCGAACGCCCUGGGUAUUUUCACCGUGCCUCUCUUAGGUAACUAUACUCAGCCGAACUUCGAAUCUGUCUACAGGGACGGGGAUAUUCGCGGCAAUGUGAUGAAGAGCUACAACCAGAUCUACCGCGCUGACGUUCUAAAGCCGGUCGGUGACCACGGCAUCGGCAAUCUAGACCCGGAUUCAAUUCAGUUUGUCCCCGCUGAUAGGAGCCGUAGUCGCCCCCCUAUGGUGUUGGUUACCAGUAGAGUGAGUGGCACCGUCAACCUUUAUAGAAUUUCUGAAGUUCCAAGGGCUCAGCUCCUCAGACAACAGAGAACUUCUCUUGAUGGAGGCGUCGGAUGCAUAGCGCCCUCUACGACAUUGUCAUUGUUGUUCUCAAUCCUGACUCUUCUGUACGUCACAUUACGUCACUAAACCUCACAACUGUAUGCUCAGAAUAUACUGAUCACGUGAUUAUUGAUUCUUUAACACUUGUGAAACAGUCAUUCCACAUUUGUG